This is a messenger RNA of Lingula anatina, 553 nucleotides long. RefSeq lists its product as uncharacterized. Gene Ontology annotation, molecular function: zinc ion binding. NCBI's taxonomy places the organism in Eukaryota, Metazoa, Brachiopoda, Lingulata, Lingulida, Lingulidae. The record is from RefSeq and is a predicted model, not a curated record.
ACCUUAAUAACGGAAGUAUUUAAGGGUGUUGUCAAAGACCAAAAGUUUCCUUUUAAUUUUUGGGAAUAUAUGUCUCUUUGAUUGAAUUCUGAUUUAUAUGUAUGUAUACAUUGCAAUUUUUGUAUCUACACCCGAGAAGCUAUGAAAAACUACAAAUCAUUAGACGCACACAAAUUCUUUGUGGCUGGAUGGGUGCAAACAGUCUUUCAUAUCAAGACAUGCAAUGGAGACUUUAUUAUGAGAGCUGACGUCCGAUCAUCAUGGCGAGUAACAGAUGAACCCCACCAACUAUGGAUAGCUGUGAGGAAGGAUGGUCAGGUCAUUGCUGCACACUGUGACUGUAUGGCAGGAUUAGGUGAAAGUUGUUCCCAUGUGGGGGCAUUGCUUUACAAGAUAGAGGCAGCCGUUAGACUUGGAUAUACAACAUCAGCAUGCACAGAUGAACCCUGUGUCUGGAAUGAGUGCUUUGUGAAGAAUGUUGAGCCUGCUCCCAUUGCUGAAAUUAACUUCUACAGUGCCACAGCAAAAUAAAAGCUGCGCAAAUCUACCCGUG